Molecule: messenger RNA, 13830 nt
Organism: Gallus gallus (chicken)
Lineage: Eukaryota; Metazoa; Chordata; Aves; Galliformes; Phasianidae
Gene: WASF2
Product: WAS protein family member 2
Exons: 9
Coding region: 8561-10063 (500 amino acids)
Biological process (GO): positive regulation of Arp2/3 complex-mediated actin nucleation; actin cytoskeleton organization
Cellular component (GO): cytoskeleton
Molecular function (GO): protein kinase A regulatory subunit binding; actin binding; Arp2/3 complex binding
Source: RefSeq, a predicted model, not a curated record
UUUGCAGAGCGCUCCGUUGACCUCUCCUAUUACCCCUAAUAAGAUUGAACGUGGUUUUAAUUUCUCGUUUCCUCUUUCACUGGAUGCCCUUUCCUUCCUUCUCAGAGCCUCGCUGCGAGUCCGCGCGCGGCGAAAGUCUUUCUCUGUUGCUCAAAGAAUGAAUGAUGCUUUGCUUUCAGGCGGCUCCGUGCUGGAGGGCUUGAAGUGGCAUUCAGAGGAGGCUAUCAGCCACAAUAUCUGAUGUAUUGGCGUAGCCGCGCUUCAUGCAUGGAGUGCAAAAAAUAGGAUUUAAUUGAGAGGGAGGGGGAACGGCGGCCCCGGCUGAAUGGAUGGGUGAAAGUUCCCCGACCACCCCUAAGCCCAGCACAGCAUGCUGAGUGCUUGGCAGAGCGGAAGCGAGUUCCCUUUCAGGCACCCUGCUUUUGUGCACCGUAAGAGGCAGCUCACGUGUGGGGCUCUGGCCUUGCAGCUGCAAAAAAAAAAACACACACACAUGCACAAAAAGAAAGAGCGGUGCACACACCCAGAUCCUGUUCUUUCAACGGCAACAGCUGCUGAGCCAAUGGUGUGCUGGAGGAAGGCGUGUGGCUCCAAACACUGCUUGUGACAAACCUUUGCCUUCUGUAGCAGCCACUUCCCUUUCCAGGUGGAGCUGGAGGUGCUCAGCAUGCAUGGAAUGGCCCUUUGGUUGCUAUUGAGGGUGAAUGUUGUAUGGAGGUUACAUGUAGGGUCUGCCUCCGGUUGGAGGUCUCUGUAAAGCAGCUUAUCACAGACCUUGUGGCGAGCUUUGAUAGAAAGGCUCGCAUCUUUGGCAUCCCUAAUGCAGCCUCGUCUCUCCUGCAAAGAUCAGCUCAGUUAAGUGAUGGUUUCUGCAGUAGUUUGGGGGUGAGGCAGAGCCCAGGGUUGCACAGGUUGCAUGAGGUGAGGUCACUGCUGGGCUCGGAACACAGCACGGAAGCAGUGAUGGUUACAGGGCUGUUUUUCAGGCUGUCCCAAGGGGGAUUACACGGGUGGCCAUCACCACAUGCAAAGUGCAGGAGGUGGUGCCCACGUGGGCAGACCCAUCCGUGCACUGCUGGAGCAGCUGUUGGAAUGGGGAAGCAGAACCCCGGGGUUGGGCUUUGGGGGCCAUGGGCUGGGGGGGCUCAUCUCCCCAUCACACCCACAGUGGCCGCUCUGAUCGCCCUCCCUCCGUCUCCUUCCUCCAUCUCUCAAUUCCUUACACCCCAAAACCCCACGAGGGCUCUGAAUGCAACAUCGCACACAGCACUUCUGCCUCCUGCAGCCAAAAAACCUCCCGUGUUGCUGUGACUUCAUUAAGGUGCUCUUUGCAAACCAUUUGAAUUCAGAUGCUGCAGGCUGUCCUCUUGUUGUUGUUGUUUCAGUUUGGGUUUUUUGUGACAGAAAUGCCAGCACACACAGCACUCCUGGAGAACAUCAGGGCCUCUCUAUUUUCGCUCGUGUCAAAGGUUAACUUAAAAUAUUAAUGCUGCAAAGAUUCGCUUAAGAUAUUUAAAACUGUUCAGGCAAGAAUGCAUGUACAUAUUGUAAUUACUUCCUUUUUCUUACAAUUAAAGUAAUUGGAUUAUAUUUAAUGAGCUAUUUACAUUUAAUAAUUAAGAAAAGACUUAUCUUUGCAGUAUUCCCCAAGUGCAGCAGAAGGGUGGGGGCACUCGGAGCUGUGAUAUAAUUAUCCAGGCGUGAGUGGAAACUGAAAGAGCAGUUGAGCUGUAUAGAAAACACUUGGAACCGGUUUGUUCCUUCACUCCUUCGUUAAUCCAAAGAGUUGAGCGUGUGUCAAAGGAGUGGGGGCUGAGGUGGGGUUUAUCUGCUGAGAAGGAAGGCUGCGAUGCAUUUGGAGUCUGCGGGUGUCACCACGCCAUGGCUCUGUGCUCCUGGGGUAACUGAGAACCUCCGAGGGGCUCCUCCGGCCCUGAGCACGCCAAAGCUACCUGUUGAUGGAGGCUGUGUUGCCACUGACCUCGUGUCCUUGCCAAAAUCACUCCUAGGUUGAACGGGGAGUGCUCUGCUCCUUCUGCUGCUCCUGUUUCCUAGGAGGCACAUUGCUGGAGCGGUGCGCGCACUGGAGGAGCCCCAUCUCCCUCCUGACGUGUACCCUUCCAGCAAAGACCUUGAAACCUUUCUGUUUCUGAGCUUUAAUUCCUGUUUAAUCAAUAGUUCCGUAUUCUGAGAAUGAAACCUCUGACAGCUCUCUUUAAUUGAACUAAACUGCCUUUCUCUUGGCACAUCUCUCCUAGAGUUCCAUUUCGAUGCGUUCGUUCUGCCCGUGCCCCACUUGGGCACUGAUGGGAGCACUGGGUGACCCUCUUUGUUUAACAUGUUGGUCAGCUAAACGAAUGAAAGCAUCCAUGAGGGCAACAGCUUGGUUUCAGGAGUGAAAAAUGUCGAGGUCAGCCAGCUGGCUCUGCUUGCAGCCAGGCAGAGGCCGGGGGGGGGGGGGGAGGUUGCUGUAUGUUCCCCAGGAGCAGCAGCACCCAGUGAGCCCCUCUCCAACAAAGCAACGUGGCUGUUUGCUGCCCCAAGGGCUGCAUGGCAUGCUGUACAGUGCUGUUGCUCUGUGAGAGCAGAGCUGAUGCUUCCCAAUAUCAGAACGUGGCCCUGGAGGAGUGCGGUGCUGCUCCUGCCCCGUGCCACUGCCUGGAUGGCUCUUUGGUAACACCACCUCAUUGCAUCCCGGGGUUGCUGAGGUGGUGGUUGGAGUGGGCUGUUAGCACGUGGAGGGUGCUUUGGGGGUUCUGCUGCAGGGAGAAGCCGUGCUUUGGGUAGGUCCUGCUUUGGGAAAGCUGUGUGUGCUGGGGGUGAGGAAGCAGCCUGCACACUGCAGUGGUAGGAGAUGGUGGGGAUUUACCCGUGCAUCUCCCCUGCGGCUCACGGGGAGAAUAGACCACUGUGAAAGGAAGCAGCCCUGCAGCUGCCCUUCACUGCUGACUGCUGCUCAGCUGCUGGCAGGCUGGGCCCUUAAUGACAGAUGAGCCCGUGACGCGUUUUUGGGAAUGAAUACUUGUUACAGCUGGCGGGAUGGAGUUUGUGGCAUCGCAUGGCAGUUUGCUCUAUAAUUUCGCUCCCUAUUGCUCAGAUGCAGCGCUGAUUGCUGGGUCUCUCCCUGAGUGUGGAAGCGUUGCCUUUCUGAUUGCUGCAUCCCACUUCUCUGUGGCUGCAUUGUGAGCCUGGAUAUCGCCCUGAGCGCUCAGCAGAGCCUUCUGCUGAUUUUUUUUUCCUCCCCAGUUCUCCGUGUGUGUGUGUGUGUGGCUGCUGCUUCCCUUUCUGCUCGCCUUUUGGGGUUACAUAAAAGCCAGUCUCUUUCUGGCCAUUACAGCUGCAUGGGGGAGUAGUUACUGCUGAGAGAAGCUUGAAAUUUGAGGCAGAGUUGUCACAGACAUUAGGAAGAACAGUCAGUCUGCGUUGGCAAGCUCCUGAGUUAAGUCUCAUUUCAUACUGAUGGGAAUUUCAGAUCUGAUUAUCUCCUUCCUCCCUCAUUCCCAAGCCUGCUGCUGCAGCUCGUCCCCCCCAUGGGCACUCCGGAAGGCUCUCUCCAAGGCGCUUGCUGUGCUUGCCCUCACUGCCUGCUCGUGUCCAGGCUGGGGCUGUUGCGAGCUCUGCUGUGUGCACGGUGACCGCUCACCCCCACGGACCCCAAAAAUGGAGCUCUGUAUUCCUCCCCUUCCCCAAAAAUGGGCUCUGUCCUCCCUAGGUGCUUUGUGCUGCACCAGACACUGUGACAGAUGAUAUCACUGCCGGGGUCCAGAUUUAUUUGCAGAUGGUCCCUGAUCUGAGAGGUGGUGUGUCACAUUGAGCGGGGAAUUACCCAGGUGACUCCCACUAAUGCUAUGCUGGCCGGUCACAUACCAGCAAGAAGAACCUUGCCAGGUCUCUGUGUUGAGCUGGGCUGUUAUUUACAGCUCUUUGUGUGCACUGCACACACAUCUCACCUUGCAGUCCUGCCUGCCUUCCCCGCACUGCUGUGCUGCCUGUGCUAGCUGCAGAAAGCACGGCUCCUCUCUUGCUGUGCAGUGCUGCUUUCUGCUCGUCUCCAAACUGCUUGUUAAGGACUAUUUGCUCCGAGUUGCUGUUUUCAGUUGACAGAACUCGCGUUGGAAAGCAAAUGCUCAAUCCUAAAACAUCCCUGUAUUGCUCCCCAAUACUUGUAAUCAAAGUCUGUCUCCUUUAUUGUUUGUAACAAUGGUCCAAUUUCACUGUGCCAGCCCUCUUUAUUAAAAAUAGUCAAUAAGACGUGGCUUUGUGCGAGGGCUUUAUAGAGCGGCGGCUCGUGUGUGAAGCAAACCAAUUGUGCUUGAUUCUAAUCCAGGACCAGGAUUCCUGUGUGAUCCGCUACAGCAGAGCUCCUGGGGAGAGCAGUCAAUGAGAAACCCUACAGCAGCGUGCUUGUCUUAAAUGUACCUUGUGCUUCCCUCAAAGUGCCGGAUUAGGAGAAGCACAAACUGCACGCUGCGGUGUUGUUUUCCCUUUCCCGGCCCGUGCUUUGCCACACUUUGUUCCCCAGCACCCCGAGAGUGUCUGCAGGAAUGGCUGCCACAGUCAGAAUGCACUUCGAAUGUGGUGAGCGAGGUGUUAAAAUUUGGUGAGCGAGGCGUUCCUGUUUGCUGUGCAGGGCACAGGGACUCGGAUAGGCAGCACUGUGCACAAAUCCUGCUUUCCUGCAGCAGUGCAAAGUCUGAGACUCCAUGCAUGCAGCACAGGUGCUGAGGGAAGGACGGCGAGGUGCCUCUUGUGGCUGGAAGAUUGCUAGGAAUGUAGGAGCAGGGAUCUUGCCUUGCACAGCUUUUGUCGUGCUCAGCAAACUUUCUGGGCUGGCUUAGGGCUGUGAGCAGCCCGGCGCUCAGCAAUGUGUGCGUAAGCGCUUUGGGAGAGAGGGGAAGGGAUGAGGAAUGCUGGCAGUGCCCUGCUGGGCAUGGGGGGAGGCCAGGGGGAAAGCUCUGGGGCAAAGCUGGGCUCUGGGUGCUUUGGCUUUCGGUCACUGCUGUCAUAACAAGGCUUGGAGCCUUCUGUGAUUCAGGCCGUGGCUCGGAGACUGGAGGAGAAAUGCUUGCCCGGAGCAGGUAGGGACGUUUUGCUUCAAGAGAGGGAGAGAAAAACAUCGGUUAACUUGAGAAAAACCGUUCCUCCUUGUUUCUUGAGAAGGUGUGCAGCACGGCAGGCAGCAGGACGGGCGUUCUGAGCAUCUCUGGAUGCCACAGCGUUGGUGGAUUUGGCACAGGAGCAGCGCCGGCGCGAUUCCCUUCCACUCUCCCAACCAGCAAAGAGCGCUCCUCACUCACAGCUCGAGCUGCUCUCGGUUUGAUGCCUGGCUUUUUUUUUUUUUUACUCCAUAUUCAUCACAAAUCUGUUGCAGACAGUCAUGUUUCAUAGAGGCACUUUUGCUUUCGCCAUACUCUGUGUCCUCCCCGCUUGCAGCACGGUUGGGGAGGUGCUCUGUGCGCCCCAAACUCUGCCAUCGCAACAAGUCUGAUCUUCAGCAUUAAUGAGCAGAUGGAAAUGCUUAUCUUUACCCAAAAGAUAAGGGCUGCUUGUUUUUUAUUUUCGGCCUCACAAUUCAUUUAACUUGCUUCUGAAUGGUAGGAUUUAGUUAUAAUAUAUGGUCUGCAGUGGUUACGUGACAGUGACUAAUGCCUGAUGACCACUCUGGCUAGCUGGGGUGGAAAACUGCUGUGCUGUCAUGCCCUGACUACGGAAAGGAAAGCAGCUCUGGAUGGCCCUUGCUGGUAACGUGCUGUCAAUCAGUUUCUUAAUGACUCUUUUAAAGAAUAAAAGCAAGAACCUCCUGGAAGGCUUUUUUUUCUGUCUGUCCCUUCCUUGUUUCGUUUGCUGUGUCCCUCCCCUGCCCCCAGCUGCACACCUCGUGCUGUCUCCAGCAUUUUGCUUCCUCCUUCUCCCUCUGCUCUCAGACAUUCUCCCUUCUCCACGCUUUAUUUCCUGCCCCUCCUGGCUGCUGCUUUCAAAACACACCACUUAUUUUCCAAUCCAGACUAUUAAUCUUUGUCCCACCUACUCAUGAGGCAUGAAGGUUUUACAGGAGCCCAUUAGCUGUUAUCUCUAUACCUUCCCACCAAAGGCUGAUGGGGAAAAAGGAGGUCCACCAGGGAAGCUGCUUCUUGUGGGGGCACUGCUCUUACUGCUGGCGUUGCUGCUGGGCUCUGUAGCUCCCAGAUUUCCUCUCUCCAUGCUGUAAAAACACCUGAAAUCUCGAAGCUGAGGGGAGAUGGAGUGUUGCUUUCAGUGCCUCUCAGCCCAGCGCUGCUACAGGAGCACAGGGCUGUCUGCCUGCUGCCAUCCCAUCCCUCCUGCCUCGCUCAUCUCCAGUGCUCUGCAGGGUUAAUGCCUUCACGUCUCACUGCUGCUUGCCAGCUCCUGGCUGGGGUUAGGGGCAGCAGGGCUGGCCCCGUUGCCUUGGGAAGAAGCAGUGCUGCCGUGCUGUGCUGUCGGAGCCAUCACAAGGGCGAAACUCUUGAUUCUGCAGUGGAGUGUGGCAGGCUGUGCUGGGAGGGUGGGGGUGGCUGCCAGGAUGAGCUAGGCUAUAAAGGGAGUGUUUUUCUUAGCCCUUGUCGCUGCUGGCUGUCUUGCACUGGUGCAGAUUCGUGCUGUAGUUGUGCAGUGCAGUUGUAAAGAGGCGAUUUGCACCGCUACUCUUUGCCUUUGGUUGCAGAACAGGCUUUGAAGCCGAACACUUUGGGGGUAGGGAAAGUGUAGGCAAGGUACAGGUAUAGGCCUAUUUCAGGCCGGUGUUUCUGCAUGGGUAUUUGAGGCUGUUACUCCAUUUUUCUGCCCCAUGCUCUAGAUACAUGCAGCAACGAGCGCUUCUCUCCGACCCAGCACACCUAUCAUCUUUUGUGGUUGUUUUUUUUUCGGUGGUAGUGCUGGUUUAUUUUGUUUCCCUUUAUUCCAUAUGCACGCUCCCAUCUCUUCCCCCUUACAGCCCAGGCUCGGUGUCUGUCCCGGCUCUGCAGAUCCCACCGAGCCCUGGGGAGCACGAGGGAGAAGCUCGAUGCAGGCAGCCUGCAAAUGCUGCCUUGUUUAUGAGAGCUGCAGACUGCAGUCUGGGGGGAGCUGGGAAAGUUUGUCUGGCUUAAAGCGCUAAAGCUGGCAAAAGAUUGCAGGGCUUGGGCUGUAAUCAAUAAAACACGGGGUGUUUGGAAGCGAAGGUCAGAGUCCUUCCUUGGUUCACCCUGCUCUUUAAAUAUCUCAGCAGUUACUGUGGCUGCUGCAGCGCUUGGACACAAGGAAGAGCAGCACGGACCUCAGCCCUUGGAGGAGCUCAGCUUUUGUUUACCUGGAGACAAACCCUGCUCCCUUCUGCCCCGAGGUUUAUGGUUUUGGGGCCCUGUCCCUGGUGCAGGGCUGUGCACACGCAGUCCCCAGCUCAAAAUGGCAUCCUCCAUCUGCUUGUCCAGGAGAUCGCCCUGCGCUGCGGCACUCCAACUCCUCUGCCUUAAUGGGUCACAUUUAGCAAUUCAAAAUCUGGCUUGUGAGGUAAUUAGGAGGGAUAAUGCCCACUUCUUCCUCUUAACACCCUGAUAGAAAAGCAUCCAGGAAGGACUCCUGGACCUCAAAGAUAAGCUGCCAGCUGCCACAGAGACUAUCAAAGGGUGGCUCAAAGUCAAGAGCAAACAGCUGAUUUUUUAUGGUUCUUGGUUUUUUGCUGUUGGUGACAGGAAGCCAUGUUCCCCAAGCUGUUAGCUUCCUGUUUUAUUUUUACACCCAGCCCGAGCAGAUCAGCAUGCCUAUCACAUGGGAGCUGGCUGCUUCUCUUGGGCUGCUCCUCAGCUGACCUAGAAAAGUGAUUCUUUCCCCUUCUAAAUUAAUCACGAAGUUGGGCUGUGUUUGCUUUCACUGAGUUGUGAAGAUUUCAGGCCUGUGGCACCGCUCCUUAGCUAGGCAUCCCUCCGUCUCAGGGGCAGACGUUGCAAGAGGGAUGUUUGUUGCUUGGAGGCUUGGGCCUGUUGGCAAAGGAGAGCCCUUGGAAGGGCUGACCCGCGCCUGAGAGCUCUUUGUCCUCCUUAGGGCUCCCUUACGGUUAAACUGCCCCAGCACAAAAACAAUGGCCCAGUGUAAACCUCAGCCCUGGGGGAUUUCCCGAAGGCCGCCGGGUGCAGCCUGCAGGAUGAGGAGCAGUCAGCAGAAAGUUUCCUGGUCAGCUGCGAGCGCUUCCUGUUGUUCCAGCAGAGCCGCCUUGUGCCGCUGCGGGAGGAGCCGCGCUUUGUUCCCCCCCACCUCCUGCCCUCGUCCUCUGGUGGAAGCAGAGCCAUCGGUCUCCGCUUUAACGUAUUCCUGAGGAAGGGUUUGAAGGCUCGCUGAGAUGCUGUGUGUGAGCGGGGAAGGAAGGAGGCUGCGGAUGGGUAGGAAGGGAACAUCGGCGGCGGCGAUGCCGGCAGCGCCUCGCGUGUGGGCGAAGCCGCGUAGUUUUCCAUCUCUGCCUCCACACCUGAGCCGGUGGGACUCUGCUGUCACUGCGAGUCACAGAACAGCGGGAUCUUUCUUUCUGAAGAGCCAGUAUUAUAAGAACAGUGCCUGAAGCAGGUCCACCAUGCCGUUAGUAACGAGGAACAUUGAGCCAAGGCACCUGUGCCGUCAGACGUUGCCUAGCGUUCGAAGCGAGCUGGAAUGCAUGACCAACAUCACCCUGGCAAAUGUCAUUCGACAGCUGGGCAGCCUGAGUAAAUUUGCAGAAGACAUAUUUGGAGAGUUGUUUACUCAAGCCAACACCUUUGCCUCCCGUGUGAGCGUUCUUGUCGAGAGAGUUGACCGCUUGCAAGUCAAAGUCACUCAGCUGGAUCCCAAAGAGGAGGAAGUCUCCCUGCAAGGCAUUAACACCAGGAAGGCCUUCAAAAGCUCCACUACUCAGGACCAGAAGCUCUUCGACAGAGAUUCUCUGCCAGUGCCUGUCCUUGAAACCUAUGGGACCUGCAAUACUCCUCCACCUCUCAACAUACUUUCCCCUUAUAGGGACGAUGGCAAGGAGGCACUUAAAUUCUACACGGAUCCUUCCUAUUUCUUUGACCUUUGGAAAGAGAAAAUGCUUCAGGACACCAAGGAUAUUAUGAAAGAGAAGCGGAAGCACAGGAAAGAGAAAAAGGAGAAUCCAAACCGAGGAAAUGUGAACCCACGGAAAAUCAAAACCCGGAAAGAAGAGUGGGAGAAACUGAAAAUGGGACAAGAAUUUGUUGAGAUAAAGGACAAACACGGUCCUGCUGGGUACCCCUCUAACAUGGUGUAUCAGAACGGCAGCAUUGGCUCCAAUGAAAGCAUGGACAUGAACUGCUACCCGCCGCCGCCGCAGACUGACUCUAUUGUGCCACCACCUCCUUCGUUCCCAGAUGACAGCCUGCCUCCACCCCCGGUGGAAUUUAGCUAUCCUGUAGACAACCAAAGAGGUUCUGGUUCUGGAGGGACCAAAAGAUCCAGCCUGGUUAGCCCGAGCCACCCGCCACCAGCUCCUCCCAUCGGAUCCCCCGCCGGGGCCAGGCCGGGCUUUGCUCCCCCUCCAGCACCGCCUCCACCACCACCGCUGAUGGGCAGCACCCCUCCUCCACCACCCCCCGUGGGCUUCCCAUCCCCAGGGACCCCACCACCGCCCUCUCCCCCCUCUUUCCCACCUCACCCCGAGUUUGCUGCCCCGCCACCACCGCCGCCCCCUCCAGCGGCCGAAUACAGCAGCGUGCAGCCCCCUCCUCUGCCCCAGCCGGGCGGUGGGAGCGCACCACCCCCCCCUCCCCCACCCCCACCUCCUGGCCCCCCACCUCUGUCUUCAAGUGUCCUCGAUGGGCCCCCAGCACCACCUCCACCUUCAGACACCUCCGCCUCCAAGCCCAAGUCAUCCCUGCCCGCGGUUAGCGAUGCCAGGAGCGAUUUGCUUUCAGCGAUUCGCCAAGGCUUCCAGCUCCGCAAGGUGGAAGAGCAGCGGGAGCAGGAGAAGCGGGACGUUGUGGGCAACGACGUGGCAACCAUCCUGUCGCGCCGCAUCGCGGUGGAGUACAGCGACUCUGAGGAUGACUCUUCAGAGUUCGACGAGGACGAGUGGUCGGAUUAACCACGGUCCCAUCCCCUCGGUUCCCUUCCCUCCCGGGUUAACGGCUUCUUAAAGAACCAGGUGGCCAAACCUGCCACCGUUUCCUUUUCAUCCUGUAACCAAAGAUGUGCCAAGGGUUUUCAGACAACCACCAGCAUAUCUCCCCUCUCCCUCCCCCCCCCCCAGGCUUUGGCAGGACUUUGUGCUCUGCCUUUCCGAAAGGUCUCCUCACAGGCGGUGAGGAUGGAGGCGUUGGGAUUUGGCUGGAGGGAGUGGAACGGUUGCUUAUUUAAGAGAACUAAACCUCCAGAUUCUCGAUGCCACCAGGCAGAGCACACAAAACCCCUCCGCCCUGAGGGACUUCUAAAGCAAAGAUGGAUGAUCCUGUUGUGGCCUUUCAGAUGAAGGACGUUUUCAGCUAGUUUCCUCAUUGCAACGGCAGGCAGUUGAUCUAGUGGCUCUUCCUUUCCAGUGAAUACUGGUAGCGCUGCAAGAAAACGGGCUUUAAAUGCCUGUUCUCUGCUGCAUCCCACUGUCACGUAAUCAGUUUUCGGCAAUGGUGCACAAUUCUUUCCCCUCUGACCCUCCUCAGUAUUUCCAGACUUACCCCCCCGCGGGGCGCACUCGUGGCUGCAGGGCUGCAGAGUGUAUCGGGUGCAAUGUGAGGAGGGCUGUGUUCUUUUUGAAAGCUGCCUUUGCCUUCCUCAGAAGCCUCCGGGACUGCUUUGCCACCAGGGAGCCUUGCACAAAGGGACGCAGAGCUGCAGCGGGACGGCUGCUUGGCUUCCUGCUGCAGGGAGAGCGGAGCUGUUGGCUCGGCUUCGUGCUGGGAGCGUGCUUAAAAAACAAAGCAAAAGCCACAAGUGCCUAGAGUAGAGCAGGGAGGGCUGCCUGUGCACCAGGCCCCUUCUGACCAGUGGGAAUAGCUGCUUCCCUCCUGCAGCCACCAGGCUUCUUGCAGAGGGCGCUGCUGCAGGAAUUGCUGGUGUUAGCGUUGCUUCCUCCUCCCUUCCACCUCAGGAUUAGGGGGGUUUGUGUGCCUCAAACCACCUCGUGUGUGUGAGCCGAGUUGCCCAUCGGUUACAUCAGACCUAACCCGUGUUGUUCCCCACGUUUUGUUAUUAGAGCUGAUUAGUUGAUUUUUAAGGACGUUUCUUCUCCCAGCUAACCCUACGGAUUCCUAGGCUGCUCACUACAGGCAGGGGGAGAAAAUGGAGAACUUGAACUAGCUGACCUAGGUGUUACUGCUGUUUUACACUGCACAGAAUAUAUGCAUAUCUUGGAAACCUAGAAGCGAAUAUCCCAGUGCCACAGAUGUGCUUUUUGUAUUUCACUUUGAGCACGGCUGUCUCAGAAAGCGAUUCCAAAGCCUUGUGGAGACCAUGGCUUGGCCUGCUGUGGGCUGGGACCGUUGAGACCAAAUCUCCACCCUCUUUGCCUUUCUAAUUGUAAGGUAUUCUGCCAGCCCGUGCCUGUUGUUCCCUCUCCAGCUUGCCUCGUUCCACGGUGUUGCUGAUAGCUGGGAUGCCAGGCCCAGCUGGAGGCUGCUGGGUUGCUGAAAACCCUUCUUGGGGCUUUGAUUGAUGAUUUCAGUUGGUGCCAUCGAGUUCUUACCGAUUUCUCGCGUGCGUUGGUGCAUUUUUAAUGUGUGCCAGAGCAGAUGAGGGCCCGGAGGAGGGGCUUUGCUGGGCCGUGGGUCGGGCUGAGAUGUGGCUCAGCCCUGAGCGCCAUCAGGAGAGAUUGAGCAGCCUCUCCACCAUUCCGUUUCUGUGUGCGAAUGGGCUGUGCGGAGCAGAGGGCACAGCGAGGCAUCCCAGCAGGCUGGGAACAUCUGAGCAGCGCUCAUUGCAGGUUCUGGAAGAGGGAAAGAAAGCCCUCGAGUGGCAGCGAGCCGUCGUGCAGCGGAGGGACUUGGAAAUGCAAAGUGAUCGGUGCUGCACGCUGGGCGAGGGGGGCUGGAGGAGAAUGGCUGCCUCUGUUUUUCUGCUCCUUCUGUAAGCAUCCUCCUCUGGCUUCUCUUGGAGACAGGUUCCUGGGGAAAACAGACCUUUGAGCUAAGCCAGGCUGACAGCAUUAUCACACAGGGAAGCGCGGAGCUCACAAAUGCCAAACCUGGGUUAAUUUUAAAUUGCCUUAAGUAGACUUGGCCCCCUGUUGGGAAAGGGGAGCGAGUCUUUCUGUCGUGUGAAAUCCAGAGAAGUGCCACACUCCUUGCAGCCCAGCGUGUGGGGCAGGGCUGUGCCUCGGGGCGCUGUGGUCGCUCCACGCCUAUGGCACGGGGAUGCUGCGUGGGUGAGCGGUGCAGCUGCAGGUGGAGCAGUGCUCCUAUUGCCUCGCCUGCUCCGGAGCCCUGCUGGCAGCAGGAGGGGUGCUGCUCUGGCUGUGCACGCCUGCUUUUAGCCACGGCUGCUUUCAGACCUGGGCUGAGAGGCAGAAGUGCGGGAUCCCAAGCGGAGGGGUUGCAGAUAGGACAAAGCUGAGCGUGGAGAUCCCCGUGUGAGGUGUCCAUCUGUGAGCGGUGCCGCGGAAUCGCGGGGCGCCGGGCCGCCGAGCGGGCCUCGUGUUUCUGAACCCAGCAGGGGGGGAGGAGAGGUGCCAGCGACAACCUUUGCAAAGCAGAGCAGCUGUGCGUGCUGCAGGGCCCGCGCUCUCCUCCUGCCAUCUUUGCCUCUCGCCGUGGCAGCGCAGAGCCUCGAGCGUUCUGCACGGCCGAAAGCAGAGCUGGCAGCCGCGGGCCUCCCCUCCGCCCGUCCCCAUGGACGUCUGCGUGGCGCUGGGGCGGCCGCUGCCCUCUCAGCCUCCCCAGCUCAGACGUUCUCCCGCUGCCUUUGCCCGCAGUGCUUGGCUGCUGCUGCUGCCGGCAGCCGCUCCCCCACCGCCCCCCCUCGGCGCACAGGGAUGGCUGUGUCCCCGCUCCCCGGGCUCAGCCCGGAGCCUCGUCUGCAGCCGGUGACCUUCACCGCUUUCUCCUCUCCUUAUCAGACCCGGAGCUCCAGGCCGGGUGGAGGGAAGGGGCUCUGUGAGGUCCCACGUGGUGUCAUUUCAGGGAAGGGAUAUUUCGGUCGCUGAGCUCACACGCAGCUCUUGGAGCCUCUCGCAGGGCAGGUGCUGCUGCCCCAUCCCGGCUCUCCGUGCCGCUGCGUUUCGGGGCUGCUUAUCCCCCUCCUUUUGUAUUCCUUUAAACAAAGCCUUGAAGUGGGGAAGCGGAUUCGCUGGGUUUUAUUACCGUAUUAACAUUCAUUUAAAUCCAUUUCAGAAACUAACCCCUUUCUCUUCCUGCUUAGAAUGUCUUAGGCGAGCUGUAACCCUUCCAAAGUGCCUUAUUUUUCCUAUAUGACAUAAAGAUAUUUAUAAGAACUGUGCUGUGUGUAUGGCCGGGGUGCACUGCGGAGCAGAGCGGCGUUGGACCGAUGCUCUCCGGGUGCCGGGGGGGGGGGGGGACGGACACAUUGGGUUACUCAGUUCAGACCAAAGGAGUUUCAGCACUGAAACUCUGCUUAAAGAACUAAAAAGAGAAGCAGUGGCUGAGGAGCGGAGCGCUGCCUCCAACUCGGGGUCGGUGGUUCCCCUCUCAGAGCAAAGGCUGAUGGCACAUCUGGCGGCCGCGCUGUGAGCCGGGCUUUCCUGCUGCCACUUUGGGCCCCUUGGAUGGAGAUCCCAAUUGCAGUUUGUAUUUUAUUUUUUUAUAAGGGACACGUGGAAAAACCAAACCAAACCAAAACAAAGCCAACAAACCACGACGGUCCUUAUUUUAAACCUCAGACUCCAUAAAGAAACCUUUCUAUCCA